GCGACCUGACACCAGCCAGCCUCAACCCCCAAACCGCUCUCCCGCCACUUCCCAAUCCUCAGUGCCGGCCCCAGUGCGCCAUUGAACCUCAAAAUCCCCGCAGACCCGCAGCAUGCAAGCUCGACAGUCCUGGUAGCUCCGCGAAAGCAACAGUCGUUCACUCAACCACAAGAAUUGCCGCCGGAUCGGUCAAUCGUCCUCUCGCUCUACCCCGCCAACCUCACUCCAACAUACCACCAUGGGCAAGCUGAUCAAGAACCACUGGGCGCGCCUCAUCAUCCUCACCGCCGCCAUCUACCAAGUCGCCGCCGCAAUCGAAGGCUUCUUCUGGCCCAAGAUCUUCUGGGACUUCCUCACCAAGAACCUCGAUGGCGCCGUCAAGCCCGUCCCCGCACUCCAGAUCGUAAACCUCAUCCUCGGCCUCAUGGGGCUCGCCUAUGAAUGGCCAUUAAAGUUCAUCGCCGGCUCCGCCGUGCACCGCUCUAUCGAAGCUCGCCUGAUUAUCUUCCCGCUGAGCGCCUUGGCUGCCGUCCUCCAGUACCAGGCCACCAACGCCGCGCUGUACUAUAUGAUCGGGAUGGGUGUGUACUUCUGGGCAUAUAGUGAAGGCGAGAUUGUGUGCGCGGAACCGUGGACAUUGCCGAAGCGGGGAGCGAGGGCAAGGAUGGGUGUGUAAAUCGCACGGCCUCUUCCCUGCUCUUGAUUCCCUAGUGUCUGAUGAGCAUUAUGAUAUAGGUUUAGGGGCAUAGCGUGGCGUUUUGAACAUAUUUCUUUGGGCAUUGUACUAUUUAAAUCAGUAUUAGUCGGG
Mytilinidion resinicola is the source of this 808-nucleotide messenger RNA. RefSeq lists its product as uncharacterized. The record is from RefSeq and is a predicted model, not a curated record. The coding region runs from base 239 to 676 and encodes 145 amino acids. Lineage: Eukaryota; Fungi; Ascomycota; Dothideomycetes; Mytilinidiales; Mytilinidiaceae. The transcript has 3 exons.